Harpegnathos saltator (Jerdon's jumping ant) is the source of this 1663-nucleotide messenger RNA. RefSeq names its product RNA polymerase III subunit C (gene Polr3C). The record is from RefSeq and is a predicted model, not a curated record. Bases 162 to 1655 code for a protein of 497 amino acids. Gene Ontology annotation, cellular component: RNA polymerase III complex. Gene Ontology annotation, molecular function: single-stranded DNA binding. NCBI's taxonomy places the organism in Eukaryota, Metazoa, Arthropoda, Insecta, Hymenoptera, Formicidae. Gene Ontology annotation, biological process: DNA-templated transcription. The transcript is spliced from 8 exons.
UGAAGGUUUAAGAUAUCAUUUGAAUAACCUAUGCACAUGUUGUUUAAGGCACAUUCAAACAAACGGCUGGACCAUGUUUAAUUGUGACACACAAAUUACAGCUGGAGAAAAGAAAACGUAGAGCAUAAUGCGAUUGUGCUAUAUCAGAGGAAUCGAAGAAUAUGUCCAGAAUUUAUAGCAAGUUGUGUUCCCUAUUGUUAGUCGAACAUUUUGGACCUAUUGUACAGCAAGUAGGCACUGAUUUGAUUAAUAAUGGCCAAAGGUCGUUACAUUCGAUUAUAUCUACAGUAGAUCUGCCAGCUACAAAGGUAAAAGAAGCACUGUAUGUUCUUGUAAAACAUGGCUUUGUCACUUAUAUUAAACAAAAGACUAAUCUAUACGUGAUCGAUUGCAAAAGAAUCAUUAUGAUUCUUCGCUAUCCAAGAUACAUGUUUCUUGUGAAAACAUAUUGUGGAAAUGAAAGUGAGGUCAUGUUGGAAGAGGUUUUGAAGCACGGUUAUAUCACAGCAUCCGAUUUAAUAGUAAAAACAUACAACAGAAUUCAGGAAUUACCGUCAUCUCAAGAACCAUCUGUUGAGAAUGUGAAAGACACAUUUGAAUUAUUGGUUAAAAAUCAAUUUCUAAUGCGUAGUCUCUCUUUUGAUAUGAAUUUGGAUGAUACGAAAAAGCCAGAUUAUAAUUUACCGGAUCUUAACUUACGAGUCAUUUUUAACUUACUGGAAAAUGGGGAAGGUGAUCCCGGAGAUAGCAAGAUAUAUUGGAAAGUCAAUUUUGAUCGAUUUACUCAAGAUCUUAGGGACCAAAUUGUAAUAUCAGCUAUUACUCAAAAAUUUGAUAAAAAUGCUGGGGAACUAAUGAGACAGUUGAUCAAUUUGAUGUACUUGCGAACUGCAUCUUGGUCAGAUACGUCAAAUCCAAUUCCAUAUACUGAAAUAAAGGAUGCAGUGAAGAAAUUGAAUUAUCCAGAAUUGGAGCAAUAUCUCGAACAAUACUUGCAUCUUAUAGAAGUAGACAGCAAUCGUUUUAUCAUGCGAGUUGGCGAUUCCAGUGGAGGGCAGUACAGCGUCAACAUGAAGAAUGCGUUCAAUCAGUUGGCGUGGGCAACUUUGGACAAUAUCGUAACGGAAAAAUUUGGCAGUAAAGCUGCAAGAAUUUUUAGAUUAAUACGUAAUAAAACCACCAUUGAAUUAGAACAACUUCAGCAAGUUGCAAUGAUGCCAACGAGACAAGCUAAAUUGUUAACAUACACCUUGGCGCAAGAAGGUUACAUACAGGUGCAAGAAAUGAAAAGAAGUGGAGUUUCAGCUGGACCGAUGAAAACAUUUUUCAUGUUUUAUAUCGAUUUGAAUCAAGUUGUCCAAAUGCAAAUCGGGCAUUGUUAUCAUGCUUUGCAUAAUAUCAUACAGAGACGAGAUCACGAGUCAACUAGUAAUAAACGAAUGAUUGAUAAGCAACUAAGAGUGGAUAUACUCUCUAGCAAUAUGAAAGAACAUGGCGCCACCGAAGAACAAUUAGCUGAUAUUGCAGAAAUGGUCACACCAUCUGAGAAGCAACAACUGGAAAAGGUGCAAAAGUCAAUACAGAAAUUGAGUGCCGCGGAAUUGUUAAUAGACGAAACCCUAUUUUUGUUAGAUAUAUAUCAACGCUAUCAUUAAAUAACUCC